Messenger RNA from Strongylus vulgaris, 420 nucleotides. NCBI's taxonomy places the organism in Eukaryota, Metazoa, Nematoda, Chromadorea, Rhabditida, Strongylidae. The record is from the annotation of a GenBank genome assembly.
AUGACCCGUCUUAUUAAAUCUCAUGUUGGUUCUUUUUUUUUCAGUGGGUUCGCCAACUUCUACUCGUGUCUUGGCUCUAUAAAUAUCCAGAAUUGUCUCGGCCUGAUUGGCCAAGUGGGCAAUGGAAGAUCCCCGCAAGACGCUUACGCCUAUGAGGGAUUUUUGGCUGACUGGCGAUUCAAAUGCGGUGCUGGAUUCUUUGUGGGCAAUGGAAGAUCUCCACAAGACGCUUACGCCUAUGAGGGAUUUUUGGCUGACUGGCGUUUUAAGUGUGGUGCUGGAUUCUUUGCGGUCUAUGAAAGCCCCAGCUUCACCAGUUGCACUCAGAGCACCUAUGUGAACUACAAUACAGAUAUGGGCAAAAUUGUUGUCGACUACCGAAUGAACAUCACUGCCGACCCGAAUAAUGCAUGCAAGUGA